AUGCACAAGGUCCUACGAAGGACACCAUGGACAUGUGCCAAAUGUCUGCGCGCCGCAAAAAGGCGCAGUUUGACAUCCGCAGCGUCUGCCACAGCAUCGACUCACGAUAACAGCUUCGAGAGCGCAUACCUCCAGACCUCUCCGUCGCGAAGUAGCAAUAACACUCUAUUACGAGAAUUGUUCAACAACAAGGCCGUGACCUCCCCUUUGGCACGCAACACCUCGGGCUUGAUUGGAAAUUAUCACUUGACAAGUCCCAAGGGCUUCCAGAAAUUCGCAGAGGUGUCGGUGGCACAAUGCAAGAGGCUGGUGGAAAGAACGCUGGCUGCAUCUACACUUGACGAGUACAAAGCUAUCCCACGAGACCUUGAUAGACUUAGCGACUUGCUCUGCCGGGUCAUUGACUUGUCCGAUUUCAUACGCACGAUUCACCCCAAUGAAGAUGUAGUGGCGGCUGCCACUGCUUCGUAUUCACUAAUGCUUCAAUACAUGAAUGAGUUAAAUACUACAACUGGGCUCAACCAGCAGUUGAGGAUUGCUAUGGAUACACCAGAGGUCUGCGAACAAUGGAACGCAGAAGAGAAAAUGGUGGCCCAGCUUCUCUUCAAAGACUUUGCCAAAUCAGGAAUCGAUCUUCCAGGCAAGCAGAGGAAAGAAUUCGUCUCUCUGUCGAACGAGAUUGCCCAGGUAGGCACAGAUUUCGUCAACCAGAUGGACCAUGCAAAGCAACAUGUGGUGUUUUCCGGCCAGCAAUUGGCCGGUGUCGAUCCGACUAUGCUCCAAGGCCUAAGGUCUUGGGAUAGGCUGUCGAUACCCGUCUACAGCCACCCGUCCAAAGUCAUCAUGAGCUCCGCUAGCGAUCCUGUCACAAGAAAGGAGAUGUACAUGGCUGAACGAACCGCUUCAAAACGGACGGUCGCACGGUUGGAGCAACUUCUCCUUCUUCGAGCCCAGCUAGCUCAGGUGACUGGUCAUACGAGCUAUGCGCAGAUGACACUUGGUGAUAAAAUGUCAAAAUCUCCCGAAGCUGUCAUCAACUUUUUGGAGUCCUUGAACAAGAGCAACAAGCCUCAAGUCCAGGCAGAGCUCAAGGCCCUACUAGACCUCAAACGAGGAACACAAGCAAAUGGGGAAACAUUUGAUCCUUGGGACCAUCCAUAUCUGUUAAAAAGACUCACGCAACUAGAAGCCCAAAAUGGCCCUCGAACCUCGAGAUCUCGCCUGCAUGACAGUGCCAAAUCAUUCUUCGCACUUGGUCAUGUUAUGCAAGGACUUUCAGGGCUUUUCGAGUCACUCUAUGGCGUUCGAUUGGUCCCAAAGGAGACUGCGCAGGGCGAAGUGUGGCAUCCGGAAGUGAGACGGCUUGACGUUUAUACGGACAAGGAGGAGCAUAUCGCAACCAUGUACUGUGAUCUAUUCUCACGACCAUCCAAACUGCCUAAUCCGGCCCAUUUUACAUUGUUGUGCUCGAGGGAGAUCUCCGACGAGGAAAUCCGUGAAUGUCAAGAACAAGACCAACCGUUGAACAAUGGUAUGCCGACCUUGCUCGGUGCAAACCCAAUAUCCGGCAACACAGCCCACCACCAGAUCCCUAUUAUUGCGUUGGUAUGUGGAUUCCCAGAUCCUAGCGGUUCUACCGGCCCAUCCCUAUUAUCAUUACACAGUGUGACCACUUUGUUCCACGAGAUGGGCCAUGCCAUCCAUAGUAUUCUCGGUCGAACAUCCCUACAAGGCAUAUCUGGAACAAGAUGUGCAACAGAUUUUGCAGAACUUCCAUCUGUGCUUAUGGAAUACUUUGCAACAGAUCCAACUGUGCUCAAGUCGUUUGCUCGCCAUUGGAAGACCGAUGCGGUGAUACCGGAUGAGAUGCUUGAAACUCUUGCUGCGGAGAGAUACCGACAAGCGGCUAAGACCGGUGGCUGGAAUAACGAGGCUCAAAUCCUUAUGGCGCUCCUUGAUCAGGUCUAUCAUUCUGACGGACCGGUCCAAGCUAUCUCAAGUGGACGAUACAACUCUACAGCCGUCUACCACGAUGUGUGGAAUAGGUUUGGUAGUGUCCCAGAGCCCCCUCAAACCGCCUGGCAAGGUUUUUUUGGUCAUUUAUAUGGCUAUGGAGCCAGCUACUACUCGUAUCUGUUUGACCGAGCAAUUGCACGGCAGGUCUGGAGGGCGGUUUUUCGUGAUGGUGAGGAUGCCGGCGCUGUUGAUAGAGCGGCAGGAGAGCGAUUCAAAGAGGAAGUGUUACGAUGGGGAGGUGGAAGAGAUCCGUGGUUGUGCCUUGAAGGACUCCUGGGAGAAGGUAGGGGCGUGCUUGCAGAGGGAGGGGAGGCCGCCAUGUUAGAAGUUGGCAAGUGGGGCGUUGGAGCGUCGAGCGAAGGGUCGAUGUGA
This is a messenger RNA of Exophiala aquamarina CBS 119918, 2388 nucleotides long. RefSeq lists its product as uncharacterized. Gene Ontology annotation, molecular function: metalloendopeptidase activity. Lineage: Eukaryota; Fungi; Ascomycota; Eurotiomycetes; Chaetothyriales; Herpotrichiellaceae. Bases 1 to 2388 code for a protein of 795 amino acids. Gene Ontology annotation, biological process: peptide metabolic process. Gene Ontology annotation, cellular component: mitochondrion. The record is from RefSeq and is a predicted model, not a curated record. The transcript has a single exon.